AUGUCCUCGGAUGACCUUCUUGCACAGAGGGAGAAAAUCGAGCGCCAGAUUCUGGCGCUCGAGCGAAACCUUGGUCCGGAAAGCAAUUCCGGCAUUGAACUACUAUCUUCAGACAGUUGUGCAUCUGGUGGGUAUCUAAAGCAUGCUAUUAAAGUCAGGUUGAGUAAAAAAAUAAAAAUAAAGCUUUCUUGGACUCAGGGAUGUAUCCUUGGGAUUAGAUGGGGGGGUAAAGUUGCUUCUACAUCAUUGUUGCAGUGGGGUUCUAUAGAGGGGAGACCCUGACUCCUGCUCUAAUCAUAGAAUACAAUGUAGUCUCCACAACUCCUUGGCUGGCUUCCUAAAUCUGUUAUUUGUUUUCACUGUUGUCAGAUGAUGGAUCAGACGACAAUGCUUCUCAACCAGAAGAUUUGGUAAGACUCAUUGACAUCACCAAUAGUACCUUGUGACCAUGAUUUAUUUCAGGUGAAUUGAGAAAUAAUGUCAACCUGCUCUUCUAGGGUCCUCCGGGGAACCUGGAGGCAGAGCGGGAGCGUAUACAGAGAGAGAUUGAAGCGUUGGAGCGCACUCUUGGCCCUGGUGUAUCUAAUGCUGAGAUUAUGUCAGGUAGCUAUGGCCCUUGCCUUGUGUUGUUUCAACAGGUUAUUCGUUAUUUCGACAGGUUAUGCAUUGUUUCAUGGAUUUAAGUUUUCCUGCUAGUAUACAUUUAUACCGUGUGUGUGUGACCCCUUUUAUAAUGUGUUGAAACAGAUGUGGAUGGCCAAGGAAGUGCAACAGAAUCGGUUAGUAUUGAUUAGCAUUUUCGCAAUUCUAACACUCCAGUUUAACACAGUAUGUGAAGGAAAGUUACUGUAACAUGGCCUUGCUCUCUCCUUUCUCCCACAUCUGGUAGAGCGAAGAGGACAGUGCUGAGGAGCUGAACCUACCCCAGAACACAGAUACAUGUCUGCAAAUGAACCUGGUUUAUCAGGAAGUGUUGAAAGAGAAAUUAGAGGAGCUGGAGCGACUGUUAACAGACAAUCAACAGCAACAAGUAAGAGACCAAUAAAAGCCUACAGCUUAUCUUAAAGGUGCAGUCUGAAAUCUGUUCAAUUAAUAUUUUCACGUUUUUGCUCUGAGCUGUGCAAUGUCCAUGCGAUGUAAUAAUUUCUGUCCGUCUUUCCCUACAGAAAGAGAUUAUGUCUCAGCUGUCUGGCACAGGAACUCCCCAGGCUACCACAUCUGGACAACCCACACUGAAGCUUUUCUUGGGGAGCUUUCUGAAGCCCUAUUUCAGAGAUAAAGUCACAUUUCUGGUAGGGAUGAGUGCGGAUUCAGUACAAUAUGAGCAGGGCAAGUGGUUAUACCUACAUGAUUUUACAUUGCCUCUCUAAUUCCCACAGGGCCCACCCGCUAAUCCAGAAACCAGGGAGAAGAUGAGUAAGAGGAUCAGACCUACUGACGACGUCAAGAUGAAAAGAUGUGAGUCUAAAAAAUAAUGUGACAACACAUCACCAUUAUCGGAGAGUGACAUAUGUGGUGUCUUGGUGACUGUUAAAUUCAUGAUUUUGAUUUUUCAGGGGAGGGGUGGCAGAAGACUCUGCUGAUAAAUGCUGUAGUCAAAGACAGCAUGAAACGCAUGAUACAGCCCAAGCUGUCCAAGUAAGUAAAUGGUGAUUGUUUUCCCCUGAAGAGUAUCUUUGCAGAGUAUCUUUAAUCAUGCAUAUUAUCCUAUUAAAUGGAUUUUGAAAUGGGAAUGUCUUAUUUGCUCCUGUGCUUUUCAAAAUGUAGCAAAACUUCAUAUUUUUACACAGUUUUAUGAAAUGUAGGUAACAUCUUUAAGGAUUGGUGUUGACCCAAUGGCCUUCAUGAAUGACAUGAUUUUCGUCUCAUAGGGUGGAAUACCUUACACAGAAAAUGGCCAAAGCUGAAAACAUAGAAAAGCUAAUCCUGCGGAAACAAAUCACUGAAAUUGAAAAGGACAUUGAGGCCAUCAGGUGAUUACCAUCAUAACUAUUUUACGGGAAAUAACGAUCUAGCCAUUUAAUUCCAAGAUGACACCGGUUAUCAUGUCAGACAGGUCUGUUUUGUGUUCGUUCUCACUUUACAUGAAGAGAUUGAAUUGUUCAAUUGUAUUGCAUUGUAAUGUUCAUAGACUCCAACUUAGACUAGUAUCUGAAGCCUUUUGUGGUUCCUGAGUGAAACCAUUGCUAUAUAACUGUUGCCGGAUCUGCUUUCCCUUGCAGUGCACUGAAGGAGGAUGAGCUGCUGGCUGGCCGCUAUGAUGACCAUGACUGGCAAAAGAUUUCCAAUAUUGAUGUGGGUUGAGUAACUGCUGUCAUCUCCUCCAUUCAUAUCUUUUUCCUAUUGUUAAAAAGGUGUAAAUGUGGAGGCUAACAUCUUAUUCCUAUCCAGUUUGAAGGCAUCCGUGAAGCUGAGGACAUAAAAAGCUUUUGGCAGAACUACCUGCAUCCCUCCAUUAACAAAGCCAGUUGGAAGGAAGACGAAAUUGAGAUGCUCAAGAAAGUUGCUGUGAAAUAUGGGCACCACAACUGGGAUCAGAUUGCUGGUAAACUUGGGGUAAGAGCAGACAAUAUUGGUCAAAUAGCCUUAUCAUGAUCAUUACGCCCUCCUAUCGGUGGGAUCCAGAGGUGAUAUUUCUAGUCCUGAUUUGUACAGUUUGAUUGAUCGAUUUGACUUUUUUUUUUUAGAGAAGUGCCUGAUACUGAACCGUUACAUUUCUCGGUAGUAGGUAGAUCAAGUGUAAUUCCCUGAACGUCUUAACAUGACCAAUUUCUUUGAAUGUGUAAACUAUUCAGUGUUAUCCAUUCUGAACUCAUGUCCUCUCCCCUGUCUGUCACACACAGACCAACAGGACAGCCUUCAUGUGUCUCCAGACAUACCAGCGCUACAUCUGCACCGACUUCAAGAGGAGGAUGUGGGGCAGAGUGGAGGACGAGAUCCUUAGAGAGCUGGUGGAGAAAAUGCGAAUAGGGAACUACAUCCCUUACACCCAGAGUAAGUCCCCACCACCCAAUGUACAACCUGGCUUUUACUCAUUACCUAUGUUAUUGUUGGUGCACAUCAAUGACAGUUGUUGUUGUUGUCCCCAGCUUAUGCUCCUGUAAGAGCAUAAACUGAUAACUGAUGAUAAUGUCUGCACUCACUACUGUAAGUCACUCUGGAUAAGAGCGUCUGCUAAAUGACUCAAAUGUAAAUAUACAGUGGGGGAAAAAAAGUAUUUAGUCAGCCACCAAUUGUGCAAGUUCUCCCACUUAAAAAGAUGAGAGAGUCCUGUAAUUUUCAUCAUAGGUACACGUCAACUAUGACAGACAAAAUGAGAAAAGAAAUUCCAGAAAAUCACAUUGUAGGAUUUUUAAUGAAUUUAUUUGCAAAUUAUGGUGGAAAAUAAGUAUUUGGUCAAUAACAAAAGUUUCUCAAUACUUUGAUAUAUACCCUUUGUUGGCAAUGACACAGGUCAAACGUUUUCUGUAAGUCUUCACAAGGUUUUCACACACUGUUGCUGGUAUUUUGGCCCAUUCCUCCAUGCAUAUCUCCUCUAGAGCAGUGAUGUUUUGGGGCUGUCGCUGGGCAACACGGAUUUUCAACUCCCUCCAAAGAUUUUCUAUGGGGUUGAGAUCUGGAGACUGGCUAGGCCACUCCAGGACCUUGAAAUGCUUCUUACGAAGCCACUCCUUCGUUGCCCGGGCGGUGUGUUUGGGAUCAUUGUCAUGCUGAAAGACCCAGCCACGUUUCAUCUUCAAUGCCCUUGCUGAUGGAAGGAGGUUUUCACUCAAAAUCUCACGAUACAUGGCCCCAUUCAUUCUUUCCUUUACACGGAUCAGUCGUCCUGGUCCCUUUGCAGAAAAACAGCCCAAAAGCAUGAUGUUUCCACCUCCAUGCUUCACAGUAGGUAUGGUGUUCUUUGGAUGCAACUCAGCAUUCUUUGUACUCCAAACACGACGAGUUGAGUUUUUACCAAAAAGUUCUAUUUUGGUUUCAUCUGACCAUAUGACAUUCUCCCAAUCCUCUUCUGGAUCAUCCAAAUGCACUGUAGCAAACUUCAGACGGGCCUGGACAUGUACUGGCUUAAGCAGGGGGACACAGCAGGAUUUGAGUCCCUGGCGGCGUAGUGUGUUACUGAUGGUAGGCUUUGUUACUUUGGUCCCAGCUCUCUGCAGGUCAUUCACUAGGUCCCCCCGUGUGGUUCUGGGAUUUUUGCUCACCGUUCUUGUGAUCAUUUUGACCGCACGGGGUGAGAUCUUGCGUGGAGCCCCAGAUCGAGGGAGAUUAUCAGUGGUAUUGUAUGUCUUCCAUUUCCUAAUAAUUGCUCCCACAGUUGAUUUCUUCAAACCAAGCUGCUUACCUAUUGCAGAUUCAGUCUUCCCAGCCUGGUGCAGGUCUACAAUUUUGUUUCUGGUGUCCUUUGACAGCUCUUUGGUCUUGGCCAUAGUGGAGUUUGGAGUGUGACUGUUUGAGGUUGUGGACAGGUGUAUUUUAUACUGAUAACAAGUUCAAACAGGUGCCAUUAAUACAGGUAACGAGGGGAGGACAGAGUAGCCACUUAAAGCAGAAGUUACAGGUCUGUGAGAGCCAGAAAUCUUGCUUGUUUGUAGGUGACCAAAUACUUAUUUUCCAUCAUAAUUUGCAAAUAAAUUCAUUAAAAAUCCUACAAUGUGAUUUUCUGGAUUUGUUUUUUCUCAAUUUGUCUGUCAUAGUUGACGUGUACCUAUGAUGAAAAUUACAGGCAUCUCUCAUAUUUUUAAGUGGGAGAACUUGCACAAUUGGUGACUGACUAAAUACUUUUUUUCCCCACUGUAAAUGCAAAGCUCUCAGGAUACUGUCCACUGCUCUACUCUACUGAUUUGUCUCUGUAGAAAAAGUGCUUGUUCAAUAUAAGAUACUGUAGCUUGUCAUGGUAGUGCGUCAUGUGUUGGGUUCUGGUAAUUCAACUUGCUUUCUCCAUGAUUUCUGUUGUACUCCAGUCUCCUAUUUCAUGGAGGGCCGGGAUUCAUGCCAGCUGAUGUAUCGGUGGACUCAGGUUCUGGACCCCACCCUCACGAAAGGCUAUUGGUCUAAAGAAGAAGAUGAGGUAUGGGCAGGAGGGUCUUUAGCUUUUUUUGUUGGAAAUAGUGUCUUUAGCUUCAUCAAAUCUGUUUCAAGGACCUUUUGCGAUGUCCCCAUAUUUACAGUAUAGGUGUUUGAUAAUAUAAGUUGUGCUCCGAUUUUUGGUUGUUGUUGCAGAUGCUACUGAGAGCAGUGGCUAAACACGGGGUGGGGAACUGGUGGAAGAUCCGUCAGGAUGUGCCUGGCAGAAAUGAUGGCCAGUGUAGGGACAGGUGAGGACUAAUAUUGACUCUGAUCGAUUGGGCCAACGCAUUAACCAAACUCUCACGACAUUCACUGACAGUCUCCCUGAUGGCCACCCUAUUCUAGAUCAAAAAAUCUACCAGCCACUCAGAUGUUUUGGUAACACUUUACUUGACACCCAGGGUCAUAACACGUUAUGACACGCUCAUAACUAUGUCAUAAUAUUUCAUAACAGCUGACAUAACUUGUCAUAACCUGUCAUAAUAGGGUCAUAACACUGUCAUGACCCAUAUAUUUACACCUGUUGUGACAUAUAUUGCGUUAUGUUAUGGCUGGUUAUGACACCUGCCAAAAGUUUCCUUUCGUUUGAAAGUUUGUUUCUUAAGUCCUUUGUUAUUGUAAUUAAUAAUUUAGUCCCGCCCCAAAAUUCAUCAUAUUUUAAAUAACUUGCAGAGAAUACACUUUAUGAUACUGUCAUGAAGCAUUAUGACCAUCCUGUGUCACUUCACUUGGACUAAGAAAAUACACUUUGACACUGUCAAAAAGCAUUUAGACCAUCAUAAUCAUAUAAGCCAGAUAAGCCUUUCACGUACAUGCCCUUAUGUCAGACAAAAAGAGGGUGUCUUGUCCUGCUCCUGAAAUCAUCCCAGUCAUCAGCAACAGAGCAUUGGGGUAGGUGCAUGUCUGACAUCGAUUUGUGUGAAAUUACAAUGAUCAUUUAAUAUGGUAAAUUUCUGAAAAUGUUAUAUAACAUAAACAUAUUGUUGACAAGUAGGCUAUGGUGAAAUGGAAUGUUUUGCCUUGUGUGGUAGGUUUUGUAGGUUUUGACAAUCUUAUGUAUGUGUCAUAACCAGCCACUCGUCUCCCGAGUGGCACAGUGGUCUAAGGCACUGCAUCGCAGUGCUAGCUGUGCCACUAGAGAUCCUGGUUCGAAUCCAGGCUCUGUCGUAGCCGGCCUUGACCGGGAGACCCAUGGGGCGGCGCGCAAUUGGCCCAGCGUCGUCCAGGGUAGGGGAGGGAAUGGCCGGCAGGGAUGUAGCUCAGUUGAUAGAGUAUGGUGUUUGCAACGUCAGGGUUGCGGGUUCGAUUCACACAGGGGGUAUGAAAAAAUAAAUAAUGUAUGCACUAACUAACUGUAAGUCGCUCUGGAUAAGAGCGUCUGCUAAAUGACUAAAAUGUAAAUGUAAAAUAAAAUAAUGCAAUAUGUCACAACAGGUCUAAAUAUGUGUAAUGAAAGUGUUAUGAUCAUAUUAUGACAAGUUAUGUUGCUGUUAUGACAUUAUGACAUGCUUAUGACUGUCAUAACGUGUUAUGACGCUGGGUGUCAAGUAAAGUGUAACUGUUUUUUUUUUUCUUCCCCCAGACAAAAUAUACUUUUUUCAGCUGAAAUUACACCAACAAAACACACAAAAAUGGAUGAGCAUGCUUUGUAAUGUUUCUAAAACAAAUGUAUUACUAGUAAGACGUAACGUGGUAUAUUGUUUAAUUUCAUUUCUUGGUGACCGGAGUCUUUCAACCAAAAUGUCACAGAAAAUGAGGUUACCAUGGUAGCGCGACUCCAGUCAUGUUUGUGCCUGUGAGAUUGAGUCUGACUAGUAGAAGCGUUGUCUUCUCUUCCCUAGCAGUUGAAACUCAAACAUAGAAAAACAACCUAGCUUGUGAACAAAACAAUGUAAAUAGCCAAGAAACACAAGGACAAAGUCUCACUUCAGUAGAAUUUAGUUUCAAGUAAAUUAGACCAACUUUUAUGCCUAUGUGCAGCGCUUCUAGAAAUUAAUGUUUCACUCUGCUCUUUACAUGCACACAGCCCCCAGCCAGGCAGUGUUGCAGCGCGAGGUGGAAUAGGCUAUAUAGGAUUCCUAGUUUGACUUUGUGCGACUAAUUUACCAGCUAUGAAACAAAGCGGCAAAAAUACUUUGAAAACAACUACUGCAGCAUUUAUUUGACUACAAAUGUGAUCAUACUUGACUAUUUUUAUUCACAAAUGCAAGUGAAAUGCUCGCACUGUGGAGCCCUGACCACCCGCCAACAUGGCUGGUGAAAUGGACAUCUUACACACCAAUGCCAAAAUCUACCCGCAUUUGGCAGGUGGCGGGUGUUAAUCUUUGGCCCUGCAGCCAUGGUAUAUCAGAUCUUAUAUCACGGUAUGACAAAACAUUUAUUUUUACUGCUCUAAUUACUUUGGUAACCAGUUUAUAAUAGCAAUAAGGCACCUCAGGGGUUUGUAUUAUAUGGCCAAUAUACCAUGGCUAAGGGCUGUAUCCAGGCACUCCGCGUUGCGUCAUGUGUAAGAAAAGCCCUUAGCCAUGGUAUAUUGGCCAUAUACCACACCCCCUGGGGCCUUAUUGCUUAAUUAGAACAUACUGUCACUGACAAACCGUUGUUCCAUUCUGUAGGUACGUGGACGUCCUGAUUGGGAACGUGAAGAAGGGGCCCUUUGACGAGGAGGAAAAGGCGCAACUCAGACGAUUGGUGGAGAAAUAUGGAUGUAGGAACUGCUAUAGAAAGCUGACUCGCACAGAAACUAUAUCAAAAAUAAUCAGGUUACCUUUCUUGAUAAUGGUCUAACAGUUUAUUUUGUCCUUUUUUUAAUAGGUAAAUGGUCUAAGAUAGCUGCAGAAAUGCCUAACAGAAUUGACUGCCAGGUCCUUCAACAGUGGAGGAGAAUGAGUGGGUACAAGGUGAGUGUUGACUAUGUAGCCUUAUUGUCCUUCUCAACUCAAUCUGUGACACUGGACACAGUUCAUUACUCUCUUGUUUUUGUAAAUAGCCCAAACCUCGGAGGGACAGAAGGAGAAGAGGAUUGCAGAGAAAGGCAGUGGCUGUGAGGAGCAUCAAGAGUAGGCUGAAGAGGCUAGACGAUGAUGUGCACUCAAGCUCCGAUGAAGAGGAGAGCGUCAAGAUGGAAUUUAUGGACAGUGACGAUGAGAAGAAAGAGAAGUUAUUUGAACUGUACGGGUCUGAUCAGGAAAGUGACAUUUUCGAAGACUACACCCAACCAGACAUGGAGCAAUGGAUCCCCAUGCCAGAGAAGCAGUUUGAAGGGCCGGGGAUGUUGAGGAGCAUGAUGGUUGAACGGCCCAGCGAGGACACAACGCAAGAGCAGGAAGUGACGGACAGCCAUGCCGCAGCACGCAAGUUCAUGGUGGUACGCUCUACCGUCCUGGACCGCUUUGGCAAGCCUGCUGCCACUGUCAUUGGACAAAACCCCCCAAUCCUGGCAAAGAAGGUACUGGCAUUUAUUUAUAAACAGUCAUGUGAUUCGUUGCACCAUUAUGUGUAUAGCUUAUACAGAUUUUGAACACCCGUCCCUAGAUGAGCCUUUAUGAAGUUGUCAACCUAAAAUGUAUGCAACCAUUGUCAUUUUGUUCCCAAAUACCACCAUCAUCAUAAAGCAGAGACUAGAUCUGCAUCAGUACCCAUAGCUACAUAUUUACUUAAUCGGAGUGCAUCACAGAAGGGGAUCACUAGGCAGUUAACAUUAAUAAACAUUCAAUCAUUCAUCAGCUGUGUAGCUCAUUUAAAGUGAGUCUCUUUGUUUAUGAACUCUGAAAUAUGAUUAUUAUUUUAGAAUAUGUAGUAAAGUUAGCUGGCUAACCCAUUGAUUCCUGCUUUGUGACGUAAGUAAAGCAGCGUGUGACAUUCUCUGUAUGUGUUCCUUCUAAAGGAUUACAACAGUGACCUGGCCAUGCUCAAGGUGUGCUAUGGAGAGGUGAGAAACCUGAUUGCUUGGAAGAAAACAAAUGCCACAAAACAUGUAAGUCGCCAGGGGACACACAUUUUUUUGCCUCUCUUAUUUAUGUGGUGAAACAGGUGUUUCAAUUGCUUUUUAUCCCAAACAAAGAUGAUUCCAGUGGAUACAUUUUUGUUCAUUUGUCAGAAUAGAUUUAGUGAAAAUGAUAUAUAUUUUUAAAGGAAGUGACACAGAUUGAGCUUUGUUAAUACAGAUGUCUUCUCCUUGUAAUGCCUGUGACGCAUGUCUUCUGUUUUCUGUCCCAUGUAAAUGUCUGCAGAAAAACAGUGGGUCUACGAGCGGAGACCAGGGGAAGCCCCACAAUUCCUCAAGGCAAAAGGACUCCUCUGCCAACAGUGAAACCUACACAACUCUCAACUAUUCCCUUCAGUUGGCAGUCACUCCCUGGGUGGGCAAUGUGCUUAUGCCCCCACCAACCUCUUCAAACAAGCUCCGUGAAGGUACUUUACGAGUUGUCACAGGCAAUACGUCCCAACUUCUCUCACUUGUAGAAAAGUAAAAUGAGCAUUCUUGUUGUUACAUAAUGGGUUUUGGAAGACUGAACCAAGGACUUGACUUGAUCGAGAGUUAUAUACAGUAAGUGUACAAAACAUUAGGAACACCUGCUCUUUCCAUGCCAUAGACUGACCAGGUGAAAGCUAUGAUCCCUUAUUGAUAUCACUUGUUAAAUCCACUUCAGUCAGUGUAGAUGAAGUGGAGGAGACAGGUUAAAGAAUGAUUUUUGAGACAUGGAUUGUGUAUGUGUGCCAUUCAGAGGGCAAGACAAAAUAUUUAAGUGCCUUUGAAUGGGGUAUGGUAGUAGGUGCCAGGCACACUGGUUUGUGUAUCAACAACUGCAACGCUGCUGGGUUUUUCUCACUCAACAGUUUUCCGUGUGUAUCAAAAAUGGUCCACCACACAAAGGACAUCCAGCCAACUUGACACAACUGUGGGAAGCAUUGGAGUCAACAUGGGCCAGCAUCCCUGUGGAACGCUUUUGACACUUUGUAGAGUCCAUGCCCUGACGAAUUGAGGCUCUUCUGAGGGCAAAAAGGGGGGUGGAACUCAACAUUAGCAAGGCGUUCCUAAUGUUUUGUGAACUCAGUGUAUAUAGAGAGUUGGGCCAGGUUUUAGAACGGCUGCCAUGUUAGCGCCUUUAUUCUAGACAUUUUGGUGACGUAACAAUACAAGAGCGCCUCCAACAGUUCCCUAUGGAAUGACCCGCUGUAAACAAGCAGAACAGAGCAACGAAUUUCAUUUUUAUUGAUUAGCAUUUGGGAUGAUGUGUAUCCAAGUCUGUACUGUGUUGUGGUGUCAACAAAUUGCAUAUCUGCUUUCACUGGACGUCUUCAUAGGUUUGAAAACUAUCAGAAAUAAACAGCACAAUGCAGAAGCUUCACUUAUCACUUAGCAAUGGCUAUGGAGGAGAAAAGUGCUGGCCCAUGUUAAUUCCAAUGCUUCCCACAGUUAUGUCAAGUUGGCUGGAUGUUCUUUGGGUGGUUGGACCAUUCUUGAUACACACGGGAAACUGUUGAGCAUGAAAAACCCAGCAGCGUUGCAGUUCUUGACACAAACCGGUGCGCCUGGCACCUACUACCAUACUCCGUUCAAAGGCACUUAAAUAUUUUGUCUUGCCCAUUCACCCUCUUAAUGUCACACAUACACAAUCCAUGUCUCAAUUGUCUUAAAAAUCCUUCUUUAACCCGUCUCCUCCAUCCUCCUUCAUCUAUACUGAAUGAAUUGUAUAUAACAAGUGACAUCAAUAAGGGAUCAUAACUUUCACCUGGUCAGUCUAUGUCAUGGAAAGAGCAGGUGUUCUUAAUGUUUUAUAUAGUCAGUGUAUAUGACUCUAAAUGUAUCCUACUUUCUCUUGUUUUUGUAGCGGACAUGGUACGAGAGAGAUCAGAGAGCAUUGGACUCACCAAGACCCCAGUGUUCUUGUUCUUUCUGCAGGUAGGGAAUGAACCCAUAAAGGCAAAGUUUUAUAUGAAUGAGCACAAUUAUGCCAUUAUGUUAGUUGGGUUUUACUUACGGAUGCAAGCACCUAGGCCUAUGCAGAAAUUCUGGCAUGUAUUCUAAUGCUGAUAGACAGGCACGAAUUACCUCAAGCUACAUAUCAACAACAUAUGUUCUUUAUUGGCAUAUCAAGAGCACAUGACUAGCUAUUAUGGUACACAAUUAAUGCAUCAUAACAUCAGUCCAGAAUAUCAGAAAAGGGUUAACUGAUAAUAAUGCCAUAUUUUGAAUCCAGUGUCAGCCGAUCCUGAUCAUAUGAACAUUAUAUAAUGCAUUUUCUAAUGUGAUCUGAAACAGGUCCUCCGUGUAGAUGCUGAGGGCUGUAAGCAGAUAAUUAAAAUGCGUAACAAACAAGUGAGUAUAAUUUACUACACUAUAAACAAAAAGUCCUCAUACUUUACAACCUUUACACAGUUUUAUGUUUUUGCAUGUAUAAUAAUUGCUACUUACGGUGCAUUCGGAAAGUAUUCAGACCCCUUGACUUUUUCCACAUGUUGUUAUGUUACAGCCUUAUUCUAAAAUGGAUUAAAUAAAACAUUUCCCUAAUCAAUCUACACACAAUACCCCAUAAUGACAAAGCAAAAACAGGUAUUUAGAAAUUGUAGCAAAUUUACAUAAGUAUUCAGACCCUUUUUUUAUGCGACGCGAAGUUGACCUCAGGUGAAUCCUGUUUCCAUUGAUCAUCCUUGAUGUUUCUACAACUUCAUUGGAGUCCACCUGUGGUAAAUUCAAUUGAUUGGACAUUAUUUGGAAAGGCACACACCUGUCUAUAUAAGGGUCCACAGUUGACAGUGCAUGUCAGAACAAAAAUCAAGCCAUGAGGUCGAAGGAGUUGUCCGUAGAGCUCCGAGACAGGAUUGUGUCGAGGCACAGAUCUGGGGAAGGGUACCAAAACAUGUAUGCAGCAUUGAAAGUCCCCAAGAACACAGUGGCCUCCAUCAAUCUUAAAUGGAAGACGUUUUGAACCACCAAGACUCUUCCUAGAGCUGACCGCCCGGCCAAACUGAGCAAUCGGGGGAGAAGGGCCUUGGUCAGGGAGGUGACUAACAACCUGAUGGUCACUCUGACAGAGGUCCAGAGUUCCUCUGUGGAGAUGGGAGAACCUUCCAGAAGGACAACCAUCUCUGCAGCACUCCACCAAUCAGGCCUUUAUGGUAGUGGCCAGAUGGAAGCCACUCCUCAUUAAAAGGCACAUGACAACCCGCUUGGAGUUUGCCAAAAGGCACCUAAAGGACUCUCAGACCAUGAGAAACAAAAUUCUCUGGUCUGAUGAAACCAAGAUUGAACUCUUUGGCCUGAAUGCCAAGCGUCACGUCUGUAGGAAACAUGGCACCAUCCCUACGGGGAAUCAUGGUGGUGGCAGCAUCAUGCUGUGGGGAUGUUUUUCAAUGGCAGAGACUGGGAGACUAGUCAGGAUCGAGGGAAAGUUGAACUGAGCAAAGUACAGAGAGAUCCUUGAUGAAAACCGUCUCCAGAGCGCUCAGGACCUCAGACUGGGGCGAAGGUUCACCUUCCAACAGGACAAUGACCUUAAGCACACAGCCAAGACAACGCAGGAGUGGCUUCGGGACAAGUCUCUGAAUGUCCUUGAGUGGCCCAGCCAGAGCCCGCUCCCCAUCCAACCUGACAGAGCUUGAUCUGCAGAGAAGAAUGGGUGGAAACUCCCCAAAUACAGGUGUGCCAAGCUUGUAGUGUCAUACCCAAGAAGACUCGAUGCUGUAAUCGCUGCUAAAGGUGCUUCAACAAAGUACUGAGUAAAGGGUCUGAAUACUUAUGUAAAUAAGAUAUUUCAGUUUAUUUAUUUAUAAAUUUGCAAAAAUGUCUAAAAACCUGUUAUUGCUUUGUCAUUAUGGGGUAUUGUGUGUAGAUUUCAUGAGGGGGGGAAAAAACUAUUUUAUCCAUUUUAGAAUAAGGCUAUACAGUGGGGGAAAAAAGUAUUUAGUCAGCCACCAAUUGUGCAAGUUCUCCCACUUAAAAAGAUGAGAGAGGCCUGUAAUUUUCAUCAUAGGUACACGUCAACUAUGACAGACAAAAUGAGAAAAGAAAAUCCAGAAAAUCGCAUUGUAGGAUUUUUUAUGAAUUUAUUUGCAAAUUAUGGUGGAAAAUAAGUAUUUGGUCACCUACAAACAAGCAAGAUUUCUGGCUCUCACAGACCUGUAACGUCUUCUUUAAGAGGCUCCUCUGUCCUCCACUCGUUACCUGUAUUAAUGGCACCUGUUUGAACUUGUUAUCAGUAUAAAAGACACCUGUCCACAACCUCAAACAGUCACACUCCAAACUCCACUAUGGCCAAGACCAAAGAGCUGUCAAAGGACACCAGAAACAAAAUUGUAGAACUGCACCAGGCUGGGAAGACUGAAUCUGCAAUAGGUAAGCAGCUUGGUUUGAAGAAAUCAACUGUGGGAGCAAUUAUUAGGAAAUGGAAGACAUACAAGACCACUGAUAAUCUCCCUCGAUCUGGGGCUCCACGCAAGAUCUCACCCUGUGGGGUCAAAAUGAUCACAAGAACGGUGAGCAAAAAUCCCAGAACCACACAGGGGAACCUAGUGAAUGACCUGCAGAGAGCUGGGACCAAAGUAACAAAGCCUACCAUCAGUAACACACUACGCCGCCAGGGACUCAAAUCCUGCAGUGCCAGACGUGUCCCCUUGCUUAAGCCAGUACAUGUCCAGGCCCGUCUGAAGUUUGCUAGAGUGCAUUUGGAUGAUCCAGAAGGAUAUUGGGAGAAUGUCAUAUGGUCAGAUGAAACCAAAAUAUAACUUUUUGGUAAAAACUCAACUCGUCGUGUUUGGAGGACAAAGAAUGCUGAGUUGCAUCCAAAGAACACCAUACCUACUGUGAAGCAUGGGGGUGGAAACAUCAUGCUUUGGGGCUGUUUUUCUGCAAAGGGACCAGGACGACUGAUCUGUGUAAAGGAAAGAAUGAAUGGGGCCAUGUAUCGUGAGAUUUUGAGUGAAAACCUCCUUCCAUCAGCAAGGGCAUUGAAGAUGAAACGUGGCUGGGUCUUUUCAGUAUGACAAUGAUCCCAAACACACCGCCCGGGCAACGAAGGAGUGGCUUCGUAAGAAGCAUUUCAAGGUCCUGGAGUGGCCUAGCCAGUCUCCAGAUCUCAACCCCAUAGAAAAUCUUUGGAGGCAGAUGAAAGUCCGUGUUGCCCAGCGACAGCCCCAAAACAUCACUGCUCUAGAGGAGAUCUGCAUGGAGGAAUGGGCCAAAAUACCAGCAACAGUGUGUGAAAACCUUGUGAAGACUUACAGAAAACGUUUGACCUGUGUCAUUGCCAACAAAGGAUAUGUAACAAAGUAUUGAGAAACUUUUGUUAUUGACCAAAUACUUACUUUCCACCAUAAUUUGCAAAUAAAUUCAUUAAAAAUCCUACAAUGUGAUUUUCUGGAGAAAAGAAAUCUCAUUUUGUCUGUCAUAGUUGACGUGUACCUAUGUUGAAAAUUACAGGCCUCUCAUCUUUUUAAGUGGGAGAACUUGCACAAUUGGUGGCUGACUAAAUACUUUUUUACCCCCACUGUAAGGUAACAAAAUGUUGAAUAAUCAAGGGGUCUGAAUACUUUCCGAAUGCACUGUAUAAACAAUUUGAACAGAGCUUAUUGUGACGUCAAUUUAUCUGUUUCAGGCGGCACUCAUGGGACACAAAUCUUGGGAAGCGAAACAGGGUAACACGUUCUAUUUGUAUAUCGCCUUGAAUAUGUAAUAUCCUGUGAAAGUGACGGCCUCUUAUGCUUUACUUCCGUAUCGUUCCCCGUGCUGUUUUGAAUAGACAUAGUGGUUAUAUCUUCAAAUUCAUGAAAAUGCGGGCAUUUAAAAUGUAUACAGUGGGGGAAAAAAGUAUUUAGUCAGCCACCAAUUGUGCAAGUUCUCCCACUUAAAAAGAUGAGAGGCCUGUAAUUUUCAACAUAGGUACACGUCAACUAUGACAGACAAAUUGAGAAAAAAAAAUCCAGAAAAUCACAUUGUAGGAUAUUUAAUGAAUUUAUUUGCAAAUUAUGGUGGAAGAUAAGUAUUUGGUCACCUACAAACAAGCAAGAUUUCUGGCUCUCACAGACCUGUAACUUCUUUAAGAGGCUCCUCUGUCCUCCACUCGUUACCUGUAUUAAUGGCACCUGUUUGAACUUAUCAGUAUAAAAGACACCUGUCCACAACCUCAAAUAGUCAUACUCCAAACUCCACUAUGGCCAAGACCAAAGAGCUGUCAAAGGACACCAGAAACAAAAUUGUAGACCUGCACCAGGCUGGGAAGACUGAAUCUGCAAUAGGUAAGCAGCAUGGGUGAAGAAAUCAACUGUGGGAGCAAUUAUUAGGAAAUUGAAGACAUACAAGACCACUAAUCUCCCUCGAUCUGGGGCUCCACACAAGAUCUCACCCCGUGGGGUCAAAAUGAUCACAAGCAAAAAUCCCAGAACCACACAGGGGGAACUAGUGAAUGACCUGCAGAGAGCUGGGACCAAAGUAACAAAGCCUACCAUCAGUAACACACUACGCCGCCAGCGACUCAAAUCCUGCAGUGCCAGACGUGUCCCCCUGCUUAAGCCAGUACAUGUCCAGGCCCGUCUGAAGUUUGCUAGAGUGCAUUUGGAUGAUCCAGUAGAGGAUUGGGAGAAUGUCAGAUGAAACCAAAAUAUAACUUUUUGGUAAAAACUCAACUCGUCGUGUUUGGAGGACAAAGAAUGCUGAGUUGCAUCCAAAUAACACCAUACCUACUGUGAAGCAUUGGAGUGGAAACAUCAUGCUUUGGGGCUGUUUUUCUGCAAAGGGACCAGGACGACUGAUCCGUGUAAAGGAAAGAAUGAAUGGGGCCAUGUAUCGUGAGAUUUUGAGUGAAAACCUCCUUCCAUCAGCAAGGGCAUUGAAGAUGAAACGUGGCUGGGUCUUUUCAGCAUGACAAUGAUCCCAAACACACCGCCCGGGCAACGAAGGAGUGGCUUCGUAAGAAGCAUUUCAAGGUCCUGUAGUGGCCUAGCCAGUCUCCAGAUCUCAACCCCAUAGAAAAUCUUUGGAGGGAGUCGAAAGUCCGUGUUGACAGCCCCAAAACAUCACUGCUCUAGAGGAGAUCUGCAUGGAGGAAUGGGCCAAAAUACCAGCAACAGUGUGUGAAAACCUUGUGAAGACUUACAGAAAACGUUUGACCUGUGUCAUUGCCAACAAAGGGUAUAUAAGAAAGUAUUGAGAAACUUUUGUUAUUGACCAAAUACUUAUUUUCCACCAUAAUUUGCAAAUAAAUUCAUAAAAAAUCCUACAAUGUGACUUUCUGGAUUAUUUUUUUCUCAUUUUGUCUGUCAUAGUUGACGUGUACCUAUGAUGAAAAUUACAGGCCUCUCUCAUCUUUUUAAGUGGGAGAACUUGCACAAUUGGUGGCUGACUAAAUCCUUUUUUUUCCCCACUGUAUAAAAUUAUAUUUGUGUUUGUGGAUGAAUUGACUUCUACCAGAUACCUUUUUAUGACGUUUUUGCACUUGAAGACCAGUGCACUAAGUUUCUGCGCAUUGAAGACCUUUUUUUUUUUACUACGAAAGUUGAGAAACUACAAGGCUGAAGGGCAGUCACUUCCUGCUUACUUUCACUGCGUAUUCUCACCAACAAAAAUCACUUAUACAUUAGCUAAGAGCUUCAUCACCCCGAUCAGCGAUGGUCAACUGCAAAGUAUAUUUUUUAAACAAAUCUAUUCAUCGAUAUUAAAUGUAUAAUUGUGGUGAUUACACCCAUAUUAUUAGUGAAUUAAGUUUAACAUAAAUACCUCUGUUUUUAUUUACUUAUUCUAGCUUCAUUGAAAAAACCAAAGCAACGGCAUGGUCCCAGAACGGUAGCCAGUAUGCUGAACCAGAAGGGAAAGGAACAGCAGAACAGUCAGCAACAGAACAGUCAACUUGUGAUGAUGUUCCCUCAGACCUUUGUCAUUGCACAGCCUGUAGUACAGUCCACCCCACAUCCAGCGGUCCCCUUCACUCCAACUUCCAGACAACAACUCAUGCCUUCCACACUUACCCAACCCGGACCCUCUACCCCCAGCCGACCCAUACCCGCCACACCUGGUCAACCUGUACCCUCUACCCCCAGCCGACCCAUACCCUCUACCCCCAGCCGACCCAUACCCUCCACACCUGGUCAACCUGUACCCUCUACCCCCAGCCGACCUAUACUCCCUGCUCCUGUCCAAUCCUCAACCAUAAUAGACAGGGUGAAUGUUCAGGCAAAUGAGAGUCCUUCAGCAAAGAAACGCAAUCGCAAACCUACUGAGAAAGCACAGGCCAACAAAGAGGUCAAGGAUGCUGCAAUUGCUAAAAAGUCAGUGGAACAGUCGCCCAAACGCAAGAAAGCCCGUAUGCAAAGUCCUCCCAAUGGAAACCUGGUUGGCCAAGUUUCGGACAUAAUUCUGUCCCCUCCACAAACUGCCUGGGUCCUGACGCCCAAUGGACUUGUGCCAAUCAGUGGCAUUGGCAUCCAGAUGACACCUCAGAAUCUACCAGAAAAGGCUUUUGCACCUGCUUGUCGAUCGCCUGUUAUUAUCAACCAGCAAGUCCCUCUAACACUAAAUGCUGCUGCAGCACAGGCCUCCUCCAAUGUGACCGAUGUCUGCCCAUCUCCCUCUGCCUCAUCCAUAGCACAGGGAACUGCCUCCCCAUCUGUUUUCUCCUCUCCCUCUGCCUCCACUACCUUCAUAAGCAAUACUGCUCCAAGGAUGACCAACCCAGUGAACAACGUGAGAAUGACUAACCCAGUCCUGCAGACUGUGGCAACCACUGCUCCCCAGCUCAAUGCAGUGUCACCUGUUCUCUCCGUCCCCAUGAACACGGUCAUCUCGGCUCCCAUCAGACCACAGACUGGCCUGCCACAGGCUUUAGUCCUCAAUGUCCCUCCAGGCUCUCUUCCGGCCUCAUUCCCUCAGGGAGCCUUCCGAAUCGUGCAGCUUAACCCCCCUAAACGUGCCCCUCCACCCCGCAAUCCAGAGCUAAUACAGUUUGAUCCCAACCUGAUGUUCACGGAGGACCCGGCCCAAGUGAGAGAGUGGUUGAACGGCAAGAAUGGAGUUGCGCUUCCGGAGUUGGACGUCACUCUGCCCUACCUUCCCCCCUUUGUCAGCAACUUGAAUACGCUGUCGAAUGUCCUGAAAUGUAAAAAGACGUUGGCCAUUAGUGCCAUGCUGGUCCUGCGCCCAGAGGAGAAAGAGAACCUGGAAGAGGAGCAGCAGGUAGCGGCAGUGCGGAGCCUCGUGGCAGAGCGUUUCAGCCAUAACCCGGGCUACGUGCUCUUGAAGGCUCGCUUCUUGUCUUGUUUCACCAUGCCUGCUCUUCUGGCUACUAUCAAUCCAGUCAAACUUUCCAAGUCUCCCACCCCGGACCACAGUGAUGUGGAGGAGGAACCGUUCAGGAACCGUCCUGGGGAGCAGAAGUAUACUGUGUCUGUACAGCCAACAGCACUCCAGGUGAGUUCAGCCUCAAACCAAUCAUCCUUCAUGUGUUCGAUACACUGCCUUUCUGUCCUCUUCUCUCACUGAACCGUUGAGCGGAUCUUGUUUUGUUCUUUUCUCAGGCCCCUCUGCUAAGCACUGAUGGAACAGGAGCCCCCGCCACCUUCUUCUCCGGAAUCACCACAAGAAAUAAAAGCCGCAACCUCGACAUGGACACGGAGUAA
Messenger RNA from Coregonus sp. 'balchen', 18675 nucleotides. The record is from the annotation of a GenBank genome assembly. NCBI's taxonomy places the organism in Eukaryota, Metazoa, Chordata, Actinopteri, Salmoniformes, Salmonidae.